GGUAGAGCUGGAGCCGGAGCCGAGGGAGUCCAGGCUGCCGGGGGCUGCAGAUAUGGAGGGCCGGAGCAGCAGGGGCAGCAGGAGGCCAGGGACCCGGGCUGGCCUGGGUUCCCUGCCUAUGCCCCAGGGUGUUGCCCAAACUGGGGCACCCUCCAAGGUGGACUCAAGUUUUCAGCUCCCAGCAAAGAAGAACGCGGCCCUAGGACCCUCGGAACCAAGGUUGGCUCUGGCACCUGUAGGGCCACGGGCAGCUAUGUCAGCUUCCUCGGAAGGACCGAGGCUGGCUCUGGCAUCUCCCCGACCAAUCCUGGCUCCACUGUGUACCCCUGAAGGGCAGAAAACAGCUUCUGCCCACCGCAGCUCCAGCCUGGCCCCAACAUCUGUGGGCCAGCUGGUAAUGUCUGCCUCAGCUGGACCAAAGCCUCCCCCAGCGACCACAGGCUCAGUUCUGGCUCCGACGUCCCUGGGGCAGCUGGCGAUGCCUGCCUCAGCAGGGCCAAGAUCUCCCCCAGCCACCCUGGGGCCCAAUCUGGCCCUAACUUCCAGAGACCAGAAGCAGGAGCCACCUGCCUCCGUGGGACCCAAGCCAACACUGGCAGCCUCUGGCCUGAGCCUGGCCCUGGCUUCUGAGGAGCAGCCCCCAGAACUCCCCUCCACCCCUUCCCCAGUGCCCAGUCCAGUUCUGUCUCCAUCUCAGGAACAGGCCCUGGCUCCAGCAUCCACGGCAUCAGGCCCAGCCUCUGUGGGACAGACACCAGCUAGAAAGAGGGAUGCCCCAGCCCCUAGACUUCUCCCUGCUUCUGAGGGGCAUCUCCAGCCUCCAGCUCAGACAUCUGGUCCUACAGGCUCCCCACCCUCCAUCCAAACCUCCCCAGACCCUCGGCUCUCCCCCUCCUUCCGAGCCCGGCCUGAGGCCCUCCACAGCAGCCCUGAGGAUCCUGUUUUGCCACGGCCACCCCAGACCUUGCCCUUGGAUGUGGGCCAGGGUCCUUCAGAGCCUGGCACCCACUCCCCUGGACUUCUGUCCCCCACCUUCCGGCCUGGGGCCCCCUCAGGCCAGACUGUGCCCCCACCUCUGCCCAAGCCACCGCGAUCACCCAGCCGUUCCCCAAGCCGCUCCCCCAAUCGCUCUCCCUGUGUUCCCCCAGCCCCUGACAUGGGCCUCCCAAGGCUUGGCACCCAGAGUACAGGGCCUGGCAGGUGCCUGAGCCCCACCCUUCAGGCCCAAGAAGCCCCAGCCCCAGUCACCACCUCCUCUUCUACAUCCACCCUGUCAUCCUCCCCUUGGUCAGCUCAGCCUACCUGCAAGAGCGACCCCGGCUUCCGGAUCACUGUGGUCACAUGGAACGUGGGCACUGCCAUGCCCCCAGACGAUGUCACAUCCCUCCUCCACCUGGGCGGUGGCGACGACAACGACGGCGCAGACAUGAUCGCCAUAGGGUUGCAGGAAGUGAACUCCAUGCUCAACAAGCGACUCAAGGACGCCCUCUUCACGGACCAGUGGAGUGAGCUGUUCAUGGAUGCGCUGGGGCCCUUCAACUUCGUGCUGGUAACGCACCCCUCACGCCCUGGAGGGCCAGAGACCCUGCUGAAUUCCUGGCUCCAGCUGUACCCUGGCUCACUGUGGGGCCCGCUGGGCCUCUGUGGCUGGGUCCGUGACAUGGGUGGGUGGAGGAGCAGACCUGAAGGUGGGCGCGAGGGCGGGGGAGUUGUGUUCUGUCCCCCAGCCGCGUGGCCUCCGCCGCAGGUGAGUUCGGUGAGGAUGCAGGGUGUCAUCCUGCUGCUGUUCGCCAAGUACUACCACCUGCCCUUCCUGCGAGACGUGCAGACCGACUGCACGCGCACUGGCCUGGGCGGCUACUGGGGUAACAAGGGUGGCGUGAGCGUGCGCCUGGCGGCCUUUGGGCACAUGCUCUGCUUCCUGAACUGCCACUUGCCUGCGCAUAUGGACAAGGCGGAGCAGCGCAAGGACAACUUCCAGACCAUCCUCAGCCUCCAGCAGUUCCAAGGGCCGGGCGCACAGGGCAUCUUGGAUCAUGACCUCGUGUUCUGGUUCGGGGACCUGAACUUCCGCAUUGAGAGCUAUGACCUGCACUUUGUCAAGUUUGCCAUCGACAGUGACCAGCUCCAUCAGCUCUGGGAGAAGGACCAGCUCAACAUGGCCAAGAACACCUGGCCCAUUCUGAAGGGCUUUCAGGAGGGGCCCCUCAACUUCGCUCCCACCUUCAAGUUUGAUGUGGGUACCAACAAAUACGAUACCAGUGCCAAGAAACGGAAGCCAGCUUGGACAGACCGUAUCCUAUGGAAGGUGAAGGCUCCUAGUGGGGGUCCCAGCCCCUCAGGACGGAAGAGCCACCGACUCCAGGUGACGCAGCACAGCUACCGCAGCCACAUGGAAUACACAGUCAGCGACCACAAGCCUGUGGCUGCCCAGUUCCUCCUGCAGUUUGCCUUCAGGGACGACAUGCCACUGGUGCGGCUGGAGGUGGCAGAUGAGUGGGUGCGGCCCGAGCAGGCGGUGGUGAGGUACCGCAUGGAAACAGUGUUCGCCCGCAGCUCCUGGGACUGGAUCGGCUUGUACCGGGUGGGUUUCCGCCAUUGCAAGGACUAUGUGGCUUAUGUCUGGGCCAAACAUGAAGAUGUGGACGGGAAUACCUACCAGGUAACAUUCAGUGAGGAAUCACUGCCCAAGGGCCAUGGAGACUUCAUCCUGGGCUACUACAGCCACAACCACAGCAUCCUCAUCGGCGUCACUGAACCCUUCCAGAUCUCGCUGCCUUCCUCGGAGUUGGCCAGCAGCAGCACAGACAGCUCAGGCACCAGCUCAGAGGGAGAGGAUGACAGCACGCUGGAGCUCCUGGCACCCAAGUCCCGCAGCCCCAGUCCUGGCAAGUCCAAGCGACACCGCAGCCGCAGCCCGGGACUGGCCAGGUUCCCUGGUCUUGCCCUACGGCCCUCAUCCCGUGAACGCCGUGGUGCCAGCCGUAGCCCCUCACCCCAGAGCCGCCGCCUGUCCCGGGUGGCUCCUGACAGGAGCAGUAAUGGCAGCAGCCGGGGCAGUAGUGAAGAGGGGCCCUCUGGGUUGCCUGGCCCCUGGGCCUUCCCACCAGCUGUGCCUCGAAGCCUGGGCCUGUUGCCCGCCUUGCGCCUAGAGACUGUAGACCCUGGUGGUGGUGGCUCCUGGGGACCUGAUCGGGAGGCCCUGGCCCCCAACAGCCUGUCUCCCAGUCCCCAGGUCCAUCGGGGGCUGGAGGAAGGGGGCCUGGGGCCCUGAGGGUGGGGUAGGCAGAUGGGCCAAGGUGACCACCAUUCUGCCUCAAUCUUUUGCAAGCCCACCUGCCUCUCUCCUGCUGCUCCUCCAGCUGUAUCUGCACCUGCCUCUCUGUCCUGGCCAGGGAUGGACAACUGGGGUCCCCCAAAACUCAGUCCUGGCACCUCAACUGUGACAAUCAGCAAAGCCCCGCCCAGGCCCCCAUCUGGGAUGAUGGGGGAGCUCUGGCAGAUGUCCCAAUCCUGGAGAUCAUCCGUUAGGAAUUAAAUUCUCCAGCCUCA
Molecule: messenger RNA, 3552 nt
Organism: Pongo pygmaeus (Bornean orangutan)
Lineage: Eukaryota; Metazoa; Chordata; Mammalia; Primates; Hominidae
Gene: INPP5J
Product: inositol polyphosphate-5-phosphatase J
Exons: 12
Coding region: 53-3274 (1073 amino acids)
Biological process (GO): phosphatidylinositol dephosphorylation; negative regulation of peptidyl-serine phosphorylation
Cellular component (GO): plasma membrane; ruffle; cytoplasm
Molecular function (GO): phosphatidylinositol-3,4,5-trisphosphate 5-phosphatase activity; phosphatidylinositol-4,5-bisphosphate 5-phosphatase activity
Source: RefSeq, a predicted model, not a curated record